This is a messenger RNA of Carlito syrichta (Philippine tarsier), 1425 nucleotides long. RefSeq names its product coiled-coil domain containing 43 (gene CCDC43). Lineage: Eukaryota; Metazoa; Chordata; Mammalia; Primates; Tarsiidae. The record is from RefSeq and is a predicted model, not a curated record. The coding region runs from base 22 to 810 and encodes 262 amino acids. The transcript is spliced from 6 exons.
CGGUAGGCCCCCGGCCCCAAGAUGGCGGCGCCCAGCGAAGUGGCCGAGGCGGCCUCCGGCGACGGCGAGGGCGAGGGCGAGGGCGAAGGCGAGGGCGGCAGCUUCGGGUCCUGGCUGGACGCACGGCUGGAGGCUCUGGGGGUCGACCGGGCCGUGUACGGCGCCUACAUCCUGGGCGUCCUGCGGGAGGAAGAGGAGGAGGAGAAGCUGGACGCCCUGCAUGUCCGAGGGGGCAGCGGGUGCUCUCGGGCUGUCUGUGCCCAUCAGGAAGCAGGCCCCGGGGCGUCCCGUGACAGAAGCCUGCAGGAAGCGAGCGCCCCUUUGAUUCCUGUUUUAGAGGAAGAAGAUUCCCUCCUUAGUAUCUGCAAGGAGAUUGUGGAACGAUGGUCAGAAACUCAGAAUGUUGUCACCAAAGUAAAAAAAGAAGAUGAAGUACAAGCCAUUACCACCCUAAUUGAGAAGCAGGCACAGAUUGUGGUGAAGCCCAGGAUGAUGUCAGAAGAGGAGAAGCAGAGAAAAGCUGCCCUCUUGGCCCAGUAUGCUGAUGUGACAGAUGAAGAGGAUGAAGCAGGUGAGAAGGAUGAUUCAGGUGCUACCACAGUUAACACUGGUCCUGACAAAUCUCUGUUCCGAAACACCAAUGUGGAAGAUGUCCUCAACGCCCGAAAAUUGGAGCGAGACUCACUUCGGGAUGAGUCCCAAAGGAAGAAGGAACAAGACAAGCUGCAGAGGGAGAGAGACAAACUAGCCAAGCAGGAGCGCAAGGAAAAGGAAAAGAAAAGAACACAGAGAGGGGAGCGAAAACGAUAACCGUGGCCUACUCUGUUUUUUCCCCCUUGAACUUAGUCAAAGGGAGAACUGGCUGUGCGUACGUGUAUUUAUGAGAAUUGAGAGAACGUUGCAAGGUGACUUCCCGAGGCAUUUCCCCUUUCGUUGACAUGGUCAAAAGGAAAACCACAAUUACUACUCAUUAUGAAACGUGCCAUGUUUUGGUGGUAUAAGCAAUCAGGUUAUCAUAGCUGAUUUCUGUACCAAAGAUCGAGAACGGGGGCAACCUUUAUAUUAUAACACUGAGGCCCUGUGCUCCUUUUGACCACUUUAAAGUCUUCCCUCACCUUGGAUACAGAAAGCUGACCAUUACAGUUUUCUUCCUGAAGGAGCAGAAAUGAAUAACUCCUUCCCUGAGAUAAAAUGGGGUGCACACUGCUUUGGAGGCAAUAUUCACCUCUAAAUGUAGUAUCGCUUUAUGGCUGAAAUAGAAGCAAAUGACGAGCCCUACCUGCAUCCAGAUCUUUUGUUACAUGACAGCAGACUAGAAAAAUGGGAAGAAAUUAUUUGGGGGAUAUUCUAGAUCUGAGAAUUUUUUUAAAAAAAAGUUUCAGCCUGUGGGAGGCGUCUUUUAAAAUACAGAUAGUAGCUGGGUUC